Alternaria ethzedia is the source of this 999-nucleotide messenger RNA. RefSeq lists its product as uncharacterized. The transcript has a single exon. NCBI's taxonomy places the organism in Eukaryota, Fungi, Ascomycota, Dothideomycetes, Pleosporales, Pleosporaceae. Gene Ontology annotation, biological process: carbohydrate metabolic process. The record is from RefSeq and is a predicted model, not a curated record. Gene Ontology annotation, molecular function: cellulose binding. Gene Ontology annotation, cellular component: extracellular region. Bases 1 to 999 code for a protein of 332 amino acids.
AUGAAGUUCUCCGCCUCCGCCAUCGUUCUCAGCGCCGUCGCCCAAGUGGCCACCGCCCACUACUUCUUUGACACCAACCUCAUUGGUGGUGUUGCCCAGCCGCAAUUCAAAUACGUCCGCCCUUCCACUCGCAAGGUCGCGUACAACCCCAUCAAGUUCUCCUCCAACCCGGCCGCCGACAUCCGUGAUGGCUCCACCGCCGACGGUCCCGACAUCGUCUGCAACCAGGGUGCCGCUAAGACCGGUGGUAAGGUCCAGGUCCUGACCGUCAAGGCCGGCGACGACGUUACCGCCAAGCUCGGUGUUGGUGCCAAGUUCCAGCACCCGGGCCCUGCCCUGGUCUACAUGUCCGCUGCUCCCGGCAGCGUCCAGUCUUACGACGGAUCUGGCGACUGGUUCAAGAUCUUCGAUGAGGGUGACUGCGGCAGCGGUGACUUCACCAGCAACUCCUGGUGCACCUACAACAAGGACACUGUCACUGCCACCAUCCCCAAGGACACCCCCGACGGCGAGUACCUCGUCCGCUUCGAGCACAUUGGUGUUCACCGCUCCCACGUCAACCAGCCCGAGCACUACGUCUCCUGCAUGCAGGUCAAGGUUACCGGUGGUGGUAGCGGCAAGCCUGGCCCCAUGGUCAAGUUCCCCGGUGCUUACAAGGCCACCGACCCCUACGCCAACUUCAGCAUCUACAACGGCCGCAAGGCCUUCCCCAUGCCCGGCCCUGCUGUCUGGAAGGGUGGUGCUGCCGCUGGUGGCUCUUCCUCUGCUCCCGCCAAGGAGGAGGUCUCCCCUGCCCCUGCCGCCCCCGCUGCCCCUGCUAAGUCCACCAUGGCCACUGUUGUCGCUCCCGCUCCUGCUGCCCCUACCAAGGAGGCUACCCCCGCUGCUGGCUGCGCUUCCAUGUACGGACAGUGCGGUGGCAAGGGCUUCACCGGUGCUAAGUGCUGCGCCAAGGGUAGCUGCAAGGCUGCCAACGACUGGUACUCCCAGUGUGUCUAA